CACUGGAAAAGGGUAAAAGAACUCAAAACAAAGGGGACUUUGUACACUUUCGGUCUACCAUCUCCUUCAAUUGCUGGACCCUAAACGACACAGUGACCUGAAAGCAGCAACCGCGGCAGGAGUAGUAGCAGCCACUCGCCAUUACAACGAGCUUGCUAUCCAAGGCAACUUCUGCCAAAAGGAAAAAAUUGCUGACUGACAGAUUAGGAAAUUCCCUAAUUAUGCAGUUCUGAUUCUUGGUGAUUUACAGAAGCGAACUGAGUCACUUUUGGGUGGUGGUUGGUGGUGUAGCGGUGCCGUUGGGUGUGGCCGGAACAGACUUUACAACGCAAUACUUGGGUUUACGCCGUUUCCAGUGUUUUCCGGAGUCAUAUCUGGUAUUGGCUGCUGAAUUUGAGCUCAUUGUCGUCUUUAGAGGCGACCAGUAGGGCCACCAGUCGUCUGCAACGUUGAAGCCGAGAGAUUGUAUGGUUGUGGUGCUUAGGUAUUUGGCCUUGGGGUGAGGAUGUCCUUAACCUGGAUUAAGUGUCUGCUCUAUGUUGAAUAGCACCUAUUUGGUAACGAGAAUAACCCACAGCCUAGUUAUUCUUGUUUAACAUAAAUUAAAUUUGGGUUUAAGGCCGAAUCCGAUGCAAGGCCAUCCGUACUGCUACACACCUGUUUGAUACUGGUUCAUAUAUGAUAGUGGCCUGUUGAUAUCGGUUUUGACCUGAUAUAUACCGGUUCGAGCUGAUACAGAUCUGUUCGUUGUGGAUACAGACCGGUUUGUAGUUGACACAGACUGGUUCAAGUCGAUAUUCAUUUAUUUUCAGCGAUAUUUGCAGUUAAUCAACCGGUACAAGCUGAAAUCCGGUCAUUCAGGUUUAUCCACAUUGCUCGCGGCCGCUGGCUCUCAUGCCUUUACCAACCUUGUCUCUUUCUUCAGAUUUUGAGUUGUCUAGUACUUCAGAUUCUCAACCUAUUGUUCUUAGAAAAGGGUGGUGGACAGCUAUGAAGAAUGAAAUGGAUGCCCUUCACCAUAAUGAGACAUGGGAUUUUGUUCCACUAUCACCUGGUGUGUUGUUCAUUUGUCCCAGUGAAUAAACCAGCACCAUUUAACUUGGAAUGCUAUUCUUAAUCUGCAUCUGACUGGAGUUCUUUUUUCCCUUUUCUUGGGUGAUGGCAGAAUUUUAAAUGUACCAUUGAGAACCACUAUUAUGUAUGCAGCAUAGGGGAAGUUCUUAGAAUCAUAUGAGCGGGAUUUCUUCUUGUUUAAGUGGAUACAUGGCUGAUAAUUCUUUAAUUAUAUCCACGGGUUCUCGUAGUGUAAUAGAGCAUCCAUUAGUCAUUGGGCAAGAAUUUGCUGAUGUGGAAACAUGCCGAAGAAUGUUGAAAGAUAUUGCCAUAGCACUGCACUUUGAUCUCCGAAUAGUAAAAUCAGAUCGUAGCCGGUUUAUAGCCAAGUGCAAUAAAGAAGGUUGUCCAUGGCGUGUCCAUGUAGCCAAAUGUCCUGGAGUUCCAACCUUUACAAUUAGAACCCUACAUGGAGAGCACACCUGUGAAGGAGUUCGCAACCAUCAUCAUCAGCAAGCAUCAGUUGGUUGGGUUGCUAGGUCCGUAGAAGCACGCAUUCGGGAUAAUCCCCAAUACAAGCCAAAAGAAAUUCUGCAAGAUAUCCAUGAUCAGCAUGGAGUUGCAGUUUCUUAUAUGCAAGCUUGGCGUGGGAAGGAGAGGAGCAUGGCGGCUCUUCAUGGAACAUUUGAAGAAGGGUACCGCCUACUUCCAGCAUACUGUGAGCAAAUAAGGAAAACUAAUUUGGGAAGCAUUGCUACUGUUGUUGCUGCCGGACAAGAGAAUUGCUUCCGUUGCCUCUUUAUUUCUUAUCGUGCAUCAAUCUAUGGGUUUAUAAAUGCUUGUAGGCCGCUACUAGAACUUGACAGAGCACAUCUUAAAGGGAAAUACUUGGGUACAUUACUUUGUGCAGCAGCUGUUGAUGCAGAUGAUGCAUUGUUUCCAUUGGCUAUUGCCAUUGUUGAUGUGGAAAGUGAUGAAAACUGGAUGUGGUUUAUGUCAGAAUUACGAAAGCUUCUUGGAGUAAAUACUGACAACAUGCCUAGACUGACGAUACUAUCCGAAAGACAAAGUGGUAUUGUUGAGGCAGUGGAAACUCAUUUUCCAAGUGCUUUUCAUGGUUUUUGUCUACGUUAUGUUAGUGAAAAUUUUCGUGACACAUUUAAAAAUACAAAAUUGGUGAACAUCUUCUGGAAUGCUGUUUAUGCCCUCACUGCAGUUGAAUUUGAAAGCAAGAUUGCUGAGAUGGUAGAAAUUUCACAAGAUGUGAUUCCAUGGUUUCAGCUCUUCCCUCCUCAGCUUUGGGCUGUAGCAUAUUUUGAGGGCGUGCGAUAUGGCCAUUUUACACUUGGGGUCACAGAAUUAUUGUAUAAUUGGGCCCUUGAAUGUCAUGAGCUUCCUAUUGUGCAAAUGAUGGAGCAUAUUCGCCAUCAGUUGACAUCUUGGUUUAAUGAUCGUCGAGAUAUUGGCAUGAGGUGGACCUCUAUUCUUGUGCCAUCCGCUGAGAAGCGGAUUUUGGAGGCCAUUGCAGAUGCUCGUUGCUAUCAAGUACUUCGUGCAAAUGAAGUUGAGUUUGAGAUUGUGUCAACUGAGCGGACAAAUAUUGUGGAUAUAAGAAGUCGUAUUUGCUCGUGUCGUCGUUGGCAGCUAUAUGGUUUACCUUGUGCGCAUGCUGCUGCUGCCCUUAUUUCUUGCGGGCAAAAUGCCCAUCUAUUUGCCGAGCCUUGCUUCACGGUAGCAAGUUACCGGGAGACCUAUUCACAGAUGAUAAAUCCUAUUUCAGAUAAAAGCCAAUGGAGAGAACUGGGCGAGGGUGCAGAGGGUGGAGGUGCCAAGGUUGAUAUAACAAUACACCCACCGAAGACUCGCCGCCCACCGGGAAGGCCCAAAAAGAAGGUUCUUCGUGUUGAGAACUUUAAGCGCCCAAAGAGAGUUGUUCAAUGUGGUCGCUGCCAUAUGUUAGGGCAUUCACAAAAGAAAUGCACUAUGCCAAUUUGACCUUAGUUAGCUUGUUUAGAAUAUUUUGUUUUGUUCUUUUGUUCUAAAAUAUUCCGCAAUGCAAUAGAAGCAACAGUGUGCUUGUAAUUUAAGUGUAUUUUUUCCUAUUUAGUUGCUAAAAUAAGGUUUCAGUACUUUUUGGCAUA
Molecule: messenger RNA, 3194 nt
Organism: Carya illinoinensis
Lineage: Eukaryota; Viridiplantae; Streptophyta; Magnoliopsida; Fagales; Juglandaceae
Exons: 7
Coding region: 1231-3048 (605 amino acids)
Molecular function (GO): zinc ion binding
Source: RefSeq, a predicted model, not a curated record